Molecule: messenger RNA, 2802 nt
Organism: Caretta caretta (loggerhead turtle)
Lineage: Eukaryota; Metazoa; Chordata; Testudines; Cheloniidae
Source: RefSeq, a predicted model, not a curated record
CCUGAAAGUAAUAAUAUUACAGUGAGCAGAACAGUACCUUUAAGCAUGGCAGGAAGGGGGUCACAGACUUGUCAAGGGCAUCUAGAGGAUGGGGAGCUAACACACGUAUAUAGACAGAACAGAGAGCCACACCCCCAGAGAACUCAGACACGCCCUCCUCUUUCCCCCACACCACACUCCACCAUAGAAAUGGAGCCUAGCAAAUGUCUAUUUUCCCACAGCACACUCAGUUACGGCUCCAGCCAUCCAUUCCUUUUGACCACAAGCAAUUAACUGUUACGUUAGUAUGGCUUACUUGGGGGUUUAAACACAUUAUACUACAGAGCAUUUAAACAGCCAGUCUUUCUCUCUAGCCUUGCAGCCUGUUUCAUGUUGGCUGUAUUCAUCCAGGGAGUCUAUGGCAAGGCCUCGUUCAUUCUACAGUGAACUUGGCCUGACUUCUGUGGCCAGGGUGCUGGAUUUUGAGGCUCUCGGGUGACAGUUGAAAAUUCCAGGGUAGCAUCAGGAAAAUUAAAAACAACACAGUCUAGUCUGUCUUGAUUGUAUGAUGGAAUGCAUAUUUAAUUCUAUUAUUUAUUUUUAUAUUAAAGUCACAUUAUUUUAUGCCACUUUCAAUGAGCUGCAGGCUUUCCCAUUGAAAACACAAUGGCAUUGAAGAAGUUAGAGGGAAGCUAAAGAUUUCAACUAGGACGGCAGGGGACCCUUGUGGAUUUUGGCAACAGGGGAGGCAGUUCAGCAUAACGGGAUAAACACACAAACUGGCAGUUUGUUAGAAGGACCAAGACACAUGGGCAAGGAAAUAAUAACAUUGAUAUUCUGACCCCAAUGAAGUCAAUAGGUUCACAUUCAUCGUUCGGGUACAGAAUGAACAUCUCACUGCACUCACUGGGCAGCUGGCACCUCUCAGACCUAUUGUUUCAGGCUGUCUGCAGACUGAAACACCACACAUCAUGGCAUCAGUUUAACCUCUUUACAUUUUGAAGGGUCUCCUUGCAACAGCAAGUACUAGAUACCUGAAGUUCCUCACAUGCAUUUAAGAGCCUAACUUCAGGCACCCACCUUUGAACAUUUUGGGUGUUUUGUUUUUUAAAUAAAAGUUUAUGGAGCAUAAUCCUCCUGCAAGUGGAGAAUGCGAAAGCAAAUUUCGUGGCCACAGAAUUGAGAAGUACCCAGGGCUAUUUGUCACCAAAGCAGCUGAAAGAGCAUCUAGCUUGCAGUCAGAAAGCUAAACACGGUUUGAAGAGUUGAAGCCCUAAGGCUUCUUGAUGACUGAACCCUGGUCUACACUACAAGUUUAGGUCAAAUUUAGCAGCGUUAGAUUGAUUUAACCCUGCACCUGUCCACACAAUGAAGCCAUUUUUGUCGACUUAAUGGGCUCUUAAAAUCGAUUUCUGUACUCCUCCUCCCGACGAGAGGAAGAGCACUGAAAUCGACUUCACCGGGUCAAAUUUGAGGUAGUGUGCAUGCAAUUAGAUGGUAUUGCCCUCCGGGAGCUAUCCCAGAGUGCUCCAUUGUGACCACUCUGGACAGCACUCUCAACUCGGAUGCACUGGCUAGGUAGACAGGAAAAGCCCACAAACUUUUGAAUUUCAUUUCCUGUUUGGCCACCGUGGCAAGCUGAUCAACACAGGUGACCGUGCAGAUUUCAUCAGCAGAGGUGACCAUGGAGUCCCAGAAUCGCAAAAGAGCUCCACCCUGGACCGAACAGGAGAUACUGGAUCUGAUCGCUGUAUGGGGAGAUGAAUCUGUGCUAUCAGAACUCCGUUUCAAAAGACGAAAUUCCAAAAUAUUUGAAAAAAUCUCCAAGGGCAUGAAGGACAGAGGCUAUCACAGAGACCCGCAGCAGUGCCGCAUGAAACUUAAGGAGCUCAGGCAAGCCUACCAAAACACCACAGAGGCAAACGCCCGCUCGGGGUCAGAGCCCCAGACAUAUCGCUUCAAGAAUGAGCUGCAUGCAAUUCUAGGGGGUGCCCCUACACCUACCCCACAUUUGUACGUGGACUCCUGCAAGGGAGUGUCACGUAACAGGGAUCAGGGUUUUGGGGACGAGGAAGAUGAGGAGGAGGGGGAGCUUGAAGAUAGCGCACACCAGGCAAGCAGAGAAACCGUUCUCCCCGACAGCCAGGAACUCUUUAUCACCCUGGAGCCAAUACCCUCCCAACCCGGGCUCCCGGACCUUGACGGCAGAGAAGGCACCUCUGCUGCAAAUGUUUCAACGCUGCUACGAGCAUCUCCGUCCCAGAGGCUAGCGCAGAUAAGAAGGCGAAAAAAACAUACUCACGAUUAAAUGUUCUCUGAGCUCAUGCAGUCCUCCCACACUGACAGAGCCCAGCAGAAUGCAUGGAGGCAGACAAUGUCAGAGUCCAGGAAAGCACAAAAUGAACGCGAGGACAGGAGGGAUGAACGCGAGGACAGGAGGGACGAGCGAGAGGAGAGGUGGCGUCAGCGUGAUGAGAGGAGGCAGGAUGCAAUGCUAGCAAUGCUAAGGCUACUGGAGGAUCCGGCGUAUGGCUGAGCUGCAGGAAAGGCAGCAGGAGCACAGACCGCCGCUGCAGCCCCUGUGUAACCAACCGCCCUCCUCCCCAAGUUCCAUAGCCUCCUCAUCCAGAUGCCAAGAACACGGUGGGGGGGCCUCUGGCCACCCAGCCACUCCACCACAGAGGAUUGCCCAAGCAACAGAAAGCUGGCAUUCAAUAAGUUUUGAAGUGCAGUGUGGCCUUGUCCUUCCGUCCUCCCCUCCUCCACCACCCCACCUGGUGCUUCCCUCCUCUCCCCCCCCCCGGGCUACCUUGGCAGUUAUCC